GUUGCGCAAGAACAACUGACUACUGUGUGUGAGGAGGAGUAGAAUAUUACGAAAACAAGGAAGAAGAAGGCAAAGAAUAAUAAGACGCAGAAAAGACCAAUGCAAUUCACAAUCACUAUUAUAGUAAUGACAAGAUGUCAAAUGCAGUUGCACAUAGCAACAAAACCACAUAUAACAAGAGGAUUGACAGCAAAACAUUUUAAUUGAAAAUCCACAGAGAAUGCUGCUUUUAAACACAAAAACAACUACAUAAGAAAUAAAACUAACAAAACAAAAAUAAAAAUAAAACAAAAUAGGGCAAAAUUGCGCUAGCAUGCUAACACACAUGCUGAGACGUUAAGUACUAACUGGGGCGUCUAUUUGAAGGUUAGGUGGCUUGGAACACAUAUCACUGCCCACAGAAACCUCGGGCGCACAUCAAACCUGCACUCGAUGAUUCAUCAGAGUUCUCGAAUAUUUUUUAUAACUUAUUGUUGCCUGCAAGCAUUGUAGUGGCCUACAAUAGGGGCAACAACAGCGUUUGCUACAAACUCAAUUUAAUAAACUGGGCAAAAAACACUGAGCCAUACAUACCGCAGCCAACACUUCGAUGGGUAAGACGUGUCCUACGCCCAGCCUUAAUUCGAGCAUCUCGAACUCUGUCAUAACGAAUGCGAGCAGCAACCACAACCAUCAUCACCAGCAACACCAACAGCAACAACACCAACAACACCACCAUCAGCAUCAUCAUCAGUCUGUGCCGCUGCCACCACCACCACCGCCGCAACCGAUACCACCGCAACAGCAUCAGCAUCAACAGCAGCAGCAACAGCAACAACAACGUUUUCCACAGAAAUACAUGAAUUCGAAGCGUAAACAUGCCAACAAUUACCACAACAUGCUGAUGCAUCCGGGCGCACAUCUGGAUCACAACAAUUACUUGCAUUUGAAUUCGUUGUGGUCCAUCUGGUAUGGUGUUUUGCUCACGCUAUUUCAGGGCUAUUUGGCCGUGCAUGGUGCCUAUCGAUUUCUCGGAUGUUCGCUGAUAACGUGGAAAAUUGAGCCGGUCGCUGAAUUGAAUCUGCAAAUUGUGCUUUCCGGCGUUGUCUUCAUUUUGCUGCCGUUCUUCUUUGCUUCGGCUGUUUUUAAGGUGGGCAACUUGGCUAACGAUGGCAUCAAAUUGGCGACUGGUUCGAAAGAGCGCCGCUGCUCCAUAUCACCACAUGACGGACUAGAGGAGGAGGCACGCGGUGGUACUCUACGCGCACUGUGGACACAUGGCGGCCCAACAUCGGCUUUUGUACACAUCGUGAUCGCUGUGUGUUUGCUGUUGCCGCGUCUGCUCUUGGAGGCUAGAAUAAUUGAAAACGGACUACUGCCAAGAGAGAAUAUUUGGCAAACGGAGCUCGACUUUAUUGCGGUCAAUCGUCGUAAUUUAGUUGUGCUUUCGGUGGUUACAGCACCCUACCAAAAUGGUACAGGCAUCCACGGCGACGUCAGCAACAGUCUGGAGGACGACCAAGACGAUGACUACUACAACGAUACGAUGUUUACGGCUGUCGGUGCUGGCGCUGCAGGAACCGACAUAAACAAUAAUAUGUUCGACAUGCUCACGAGUUCGAAGCAAGUUAAAUUCGGCAAUCGGAAGGCGGAAGCAAAAGCGAAGAGUAGCAACAAUAUAGGAGUGGAUUUCCGUGAUGGCGGGAAGACAAGAUAUUUUGAAGUGCCCGAUUUAAUUAAUCAGAACAGCAAGGAAGAGCGAAGAGACCAAGAGGAAGCAAAUAAUAAUGACGAUGGUGUUGCUGAUGUUGAUGCAAACCGCAAGAACAACAAUAAAUUUGACUUGAAUGAAGGAACUGAUAUUUAUGAUGGUAGAGGUGCCGAAGGAGGUGGCGUUUUCGCAGGCGGUGGUGAUGGUGAGGGCGAGAGCGAAGGACGCAUUUUCGUUGAACAUUUCGAUACAAAGGAUAUUUGGAGUGGUAAAGCUGUUGACAUACCACAAACGGGCACCGCAAAAACCAGCACAACAACAACUGUAAGGAAUUCGGUAAAUUUGAUAGCCGAGAAGAGCAACAACAAUAACAACAAGAAUUAUGAUCAAAUGUGGGACAAGUUGGGCACGCUUGGCAAGUCAAACAGCCUUGACGUUGCGGCGUCGGACAUUGAGGCAGCACUGACAACAAUUAAAACAACAACAACUACUAAUAGCCAAGAACCAAACUCAUCUGUCAAAAUUUCCAGCAGUGUGCAACCGAAAACAACAACUACAAAUGCAUCCAAUGAACUUGGAAAGACAAUAGGACGCGGCUUGGACGAAACACUUGGAACCACUGCUGGCGCUACAACAACAGCAGCAACCAUAAAAUACUUAAGCAGUGUGGCGGAGGGAACAAGUAACACGAAAUUUACAACAACAACAACAACACAAACCACCAGCGGGAGCAAGAAAAGCAACAACAAAAACAACUACAAUGACAAUGAUAAUGAUAAUGAAGAUAUAUUAGUUGCCGGAAGUUCCACCACAACAGCUGCCCCACCAGUGGCACACACCCAACCCACACGCACGCACCAUCACCAUAACCAUAAGGAACAACCACAACAAGCCCACCACAACAGCACACAUUCGACAAAAUCAUCGCGUAAACAUCACGGCCACAAUCGGCAACAUCAUCGUCAACGCGGCGGACAACAACACAAUCGGCGCCACCACACCAACACCGCUGGCGGACGUUCCAGUGAGUCGACCGCAACACGCACCUCACGCCUCGACACAGGUCGUGCCGCUGUCGAUUUGCGACCUUCAAACGCGUACGGCAACAACAGAGCGGCAGCAACAGAUAUCGAUUUAAAUCGGCUCGAUGAGUUGGAUUUGUCUGCGAGCACAAACUUUGAGCAGUCCAUAAAUUUGCCACGCGGACAAAACCGCGGCGAUUCAGCGGCAUCUUUUGAAACAGAUGCGCUCGAUUACGACGCACGCCGCAACUACGGCAAAUCAACAGCAACCAUUAGCACGACAACACGUGACAGCAACAUUCAUAUUGUUAAGCCCGAGAAGUUGCCGGAGAUUAUACCCUCCACGCCAUUAACAAGCAAUUCGAAAAUUAUCGAAAUCAAAACCAAAAGCGGCAGCGGCAGCGGCAGCAAAAGUGCCAGUAACAGUAAUAUUGUGAAGCGUAUCAAGCGUAUGGCCGACGAGGAGAUGCAGGUGGAAAUCGAACCAGAAUACCUGGUGGGUGAAUUAGCUGGCAAUGAUUCGAGCGAGUAUAUGGCAGCACCCUCAUCAGUAGCCGGUUCCGCUACAUCUGCAAUAUCUUCUAAGUCAUCAGCUGGCAGCAGCAUCGCAACCGCACAGCAGCCACCACAAACGAGUCUGGUACGCCUCGAUGGUUUCGCCGGCAUGCUACAAAUCUUCUUCGGCAUUGAAAAGCCCAUCGAUAUGUCGGUGUUCGACCACCCGCCAAGCGCGGAGUUUGUGAAUCUUGUCUUUGCGCUGCUUGUCUGGUGUGUACGUUAUCCGGCUGUCUUUUGGACGACAACGAAAUCAUUCGCGACCAUCUUUAGCAUACAAAUGAUUGCUGUCGCUUUAGAUAUCACAUUUAGCUACAUUGGCGCUGCCAACUUAUACAAAUUGCAGGUGUACAGCGAGGCUAUGCCCAUCCAAAACUCCGGCCUCAUUUUGAACGGUGUGGUAACGUUGGCACUGUUUCUACUGUCGUCCGUGCUGAUGAUUGCCUCAUCGAUGAUUAUGUAUUUGUAUGGGCACGGCAGGUUGGCGGCGAAAAUGCGUGAUCGCUCAUUAAUCACCAUGAAAUCGAGUGAAACGUGGAUUUAUUUUGCGCACUGUGCGUCGCUCUGCUACGUUUUGGCCCUAGCUGUGGUGAAGGCGCCACUUUUGAAUGACCUCAGUGUCACGUAUAGGAAUAACUUACACUGCCCGACAUUUUUUUCAGCUCUCAUCAGCGUCGUACAUCUCUUACUGUGGAUUGUCAUUUGGCUGGGCUUAACGGCCAAACGUCGUUGGACCUUCAAGUUGCCACCAAUGGAUGCCUAUGGUAUCACAAAAGCUACGACACAACCGUUAUUGAUGGCGAAUCGCAGUAGUUUGCCCAGCGCUGGCAGCGUUAGCGGCAGUGGCAGUAAUAUAGGCAGCUCGGAGCAGAAGAGCUCAUCCAUGAUGAGUAGCGGUGGAAUGGGUGGUGGUCGUGGUGGCAAAUUGAGCACUGAGUCCAGCACCGAUGGCGGCGGCGAUGAUGUAUACUGGCCAAAAUUGACACCAAGUUCACCAAAAUUGAAGGUUACCUUCAAUGAAGUACCGAGUACGUCAGAUGAUGUCCUACUAAUUGGUGACCAUGAACAAAACGAUGGCAAGCGCCAUUCGCCCCGUGGAACCGCGAUAUGUUUUGCCAGUGUUGCGGGGGAAAUUGACGACGGAGAAUAUGCGACACUAAGAACUGCCAGCGCUGCCACCAUGGCAGGCAUCACCGUUACCAGUAUGAACAGCAGCAGCAGCACCAGCCACAGCAAAACAACAGGCAAGAGCAACAUUGACCCCAUCAUGACGAUCGGCUGUGGCAAUGAGACACAUGUCGGCGGCCUCACCAACAAACACAGCACAACUCCCACCGGUGCGCAUGGCAUGAAACUUUUACAACUCAGCGAAUACGAUGAGCUGCCACCGCCACCACCACAACUAAUGCCAACUAGUGGUGGCAAUCACUCAACAGCCGUUCGUGCAAAUUAUACCAACUACGUUAGUGGUGGUGGUGGUGGUGUUGUUGUCACUGACCCUGACGGUGGUAACUAUAACAACACUGCCGGCAGUGGUAGCUUCGGUGAUGACAGCGCCUCGGAGGAGGGCAAACUAUUGGCUUGUGUGCGUGAUGAUAGCGUGACAUAUGCAUCGACUCGCGAUUUGGAGCCGCCAACGGCAACUACACUGCCGCCACCACCGCCACCAAAGCAUGCCACAGAUCAGCAGCUCAUCGGCACGGGCUGUGCUAAUAUGAACACCAAUAUCGCUAAUGGUUUAGCAGAGAUGAAUAGGAGUGAUGGCGGUGCUGGUGGUGGUAGUGAUGUCGCUACUACUGCCAUGGCAGGCCGUGCUCCCCAAGCUAUACCGGAGAAUAUGCAAUUGUCUUCGUCGCCGGAGCAUCUAGUCAGCCCAUUGGCACCGGUGACGGUCACGGUGCACACUAACGAAGCACAUAUCGCCUCCAGUUCGACACCGCGUUGCUUGCGUCGUGCCGAUUCGGGUGUACCAAAUGAAGCGCUCACACCGCGCAGCGACACCACCUCCACCACAGAGAGCACCACAUCACCGCCCGAACGCGCACCAUCCGAAUCGUCGAGUGGUGUGCAUUCGGGCGAGGAACGUGACGUCGAAGUGGUCAUACGACCACGUUCCGCCUGCAAGCCACCACCCAAGCCGCCACAACCGCCCAUACAAGAGGAACCCUACGGACGUUGUACCAACAUGCGUAUGUCCAGCUUUGGUGGCGAUGCAAUCGGAGCGGCUGGCCGCGCACUCAACAGCGCCACCCUGCCACUGACACGCUCGGUGCCCGAACAGAAAUUCGAUUAUGCCAAUCAUUGCAGCACAAUGCCAUUACCGGCGGCUUGUCACAGUCAACAGCAAGCGACGCAGGCUGUACGCGGCAGCGGUAACUACGGCAUGACCACAUCUGCAUACUCGAUGCAUUCACAACCACCGCUGCCGCUGCCGCCGCCGCCGCCACCACAGCAAAGCGGCCUAAGCAGUUUUCGUUCGCAAUAUGCCAACUCAGCGGUGGCAAUGGCCGGUGUGAAUGUAGCGCGCAUGCAACAACAUCAACAACAUGAAACGCAGCAACAGUACUCAGCGCCACAGUCAAUAUCACCACCGCCGCCACCACCGCCCGUCGGCAUGCACACCACACUGCCGAACGGCGUGCGUUAUUCAAAUCCGCAUUUCCUGCGCCGUCUGCCGCAUGUCACCAAAGCGGCUGAAUCGCCAUAUGGACAUUUGGGAUUGGGUGCCGGCCAUCAUACCUUCUCCAAACUACUGCAGGAUCCACUACAACACAGUCUAGUCAAUACAGCCAUACCCGAAGAUCGUGACUCGGCCAACUACUCGAUGUCUUCGGAACAAGACUGCGGUAAUUUGUAUGCAACUGCGGAGUCCUACAACUAAAGCAGUAUUGCGUAAGCGAUUUUUGUCGAGCGGGCGAAGUCAUUGCAGCUGCAGCUCAACUGGUUAUUCAUACAUAUAUACCUUGAUAUUUUGACUAUUCGAUUUUGAUAACGACUAAAAGUUAUUUAAUAUAAAGAGCAGGCGCGUUAAGCAAAUAUUAUCACGAAUUGUGACUAACUAAAGUUUCGAAAUGGGUAAAGAAUAAAAUGUGUUUGUUUGCUCAUGCGGUGGGGAAAACAAUUAUAAAAGAAGAAAUUUUAAUGAUUAUGACAUUUUAUAGUUUAACACGCUAACACUUCAUCAUUAGUGCUAAUUUCGGCAUACUUCGACCGAAAUUAAUUCAAAUUUCAAAACAAAAAUAUAAAUUUGCUCAGACUCAGACACCAAUUUGCUUGCAUUUUUUUCAC
This is a messenger RNA of Bactrocera tryoni, 6555 nucleotides long. RefSeq names its product protein tincar (gene tinc). The transcript is spliced from 7 exons. Bases 590 to 6148 code for a protein of 1852 amino acids. NCBI's taxonomy places the organism in Eukaryota, Metazoa, Arthropoda, Insecta, Diptera, Tephritidae. The record is from RefSeq and is a predicted model, not a curated record.